AUGAUCACUGAUAUUCCUAAUGAUCCCGAUUAUGUUUAUCAAACCAAUGAGACCACCGCUAUCUUUGAUGAUAUCGACAAGGUCCUCACCAAUUACGAUGACACAGGUGGCAGUAAGAACACUUCCAUGGCUCAACUACGCACUCAAGUCGCGUCAAUCUAUCAUUACGAAGACCCCAACUUUCUUUACCAUUUUUCUGCUGUUGCCCGUGUCGCGAUCGAGCUCGAUCGCAGAGCAGGAAGGCCUAGAUUUCCCAUUACGUAUCAAUGGCCUGAAAAUCCUGACCCCCAAUCCGAUCCUCCCAUUGUGCUCAGCGGUAUGCUCAAACCUCCUCCCACAAUCGAUAUUUAUGGAGUGGUGGAAGGUUUUCUGGAGAGGCCCAUUCCCAAGUCUCCCCCUCGUUUCGAAGACCUUACGAUGUUCCCUUCCAGCGCUAUUACAAACACCGCUGGUCCUCCUCCACCUCCCCCUCACAUAUCCGAAGCUUUUUCAGUUGGUGCACACUCUCCAAGCCCACCUCCUGCCGAACAGCCUCCUCCACGUCAACGUCAAUCUAUCCGGAAAGCUCAAUCCCCCGCUCCUCAAAUUUCAUUACCUUCCUUACCAAUCUUUGAGAGGAUUGAUAAAGGUAAGAAGCGUCGGCGUUCUUUUUCAUCCGAUGAGUCCUCGAUUGGACCUUCCCGACCAGCACCAGCUGUCUCUGGAGGCCCUUUUCAAUCAAACGUUAGCUUACCAGCACCAGCUGUCUCUGGAAAUCCAGCUCUGGCUGGUCCCUUUACAAGCGCAAUCACAACUGCCCCGUAUUUGGAUGACAACGAGCACCUUGUCCCUGAGGAGUUUUCUCCAAUCUCUUUUCAAGUCAACCAGAUUGCGCUAUUGUACAAAUCAGAUAUUAAGCAUCAUAUCAGUGCUUUUAACUCUUGUAAAAAUAGACCUGCCAAUUGGCAAAAUUCUCUCACAAAAGACCUACUCGAAUACAAUUUUGUUGAUCUUUGA
Melampsora larici-populina 98AG31 is the source of this 996-nucleotide messenger RNA. RefSeq lists its product as uncharacterized. The transcript has 2 exons. Lineage: Eukaryota; Fungi; Basidiomycota; Pucciniomycetes; Pucciniales; Melampsoraceae. Bases 1 to 996 code for a protein of 331 amino acids. The record is from RefSeq and is a predicted model, not a curated record.